AGGAUGCUGAGAAACUUCUUGACAGGAGCAAGAGCUGUUGGAAAGAGUGGCCCACACUCCCUUGGAGGGAGCCUCCUCCUUUGGACAGAGGCUGCUUGGAUGGAGAAGAGUUGCUGCAGGGCAGGAUGGGGUUGGGCUGGAUGGCAUUUGGGGCUCUCUCCUUCUAAUUGUGAUGCCUCUAAGCGUGGCUCCAUUUCUCUGCUUGUGGAUGCCUCUGGAGGGAGGGGGAAAGGGAAGAGGGGAGUGUCAGGAGGCUCCCUCCCUGCCUUUUGUGUCUAUAUAGGGCUUGCAUUGCCUUGUAGAGGAAGAGGAGGAGGCGGCGGCUGUGCGCCUUAAAAGCCAAGAGCAGAGGCGCCUGGGGCAGCAGAGCAGGAGGAGGAGGAGGAGGCUGCAGCCCAGCGAGGAGCCUGCUUUCCUGGGGAGGGAGGUCUGCUUCCACCCCAAGGGCCCCGGGAGAAGGAGGAGCGGAGGAGGAAGGGCUUCGUGGUCCGGCAGGGGCUCUCCCUGGGCUGCGGCCGGGGAGGAUGCUGGAGGGCGGCUGGGAGGCGGUGGUGAAGGAGGGCGUGCUGGAGAAGCGGAGCGACGGCUUGCUGCAGCUCUGGAAGAAGAAGCGCUGCCUGCUGACCGAGGAGGGUCUGCUGCUGCUGCCCCCCAAGCCGGCCCCCUCCCCGGCGGAGCCGCCCUGCUCGCCCUCCUCGCCCUCUCCCCCUCCGCCGCGGGCCAAGGAGCUGCCCUUCUCGGCCAUGAAGACGGUGGACUGCGUGGAGCGCAAGGGCAAGUACGUCUACUUCACGGUGGUGAUGGCGCAGGGCAAGGAGAUCGACUUCCGAGGGCCCCAGGAGCAGGGCUGGAACGCCGAGAUCGCCCUCCGCCUGGUCCGCCACAAGAACCGCCAGGCCGUCCUGGCCGUCCGCUCCGGCAGGCAGAAGCAGCAGCACCUGCUCCUCCAGCAGCAGACCAGCCUCCUCGGACACCCCCCGGCCCUCCAGGGACAGGGCCCCAGGCUCCGCAGCGCCUCCAACCCCGCCUAGGAAAGCCCCCCGAUCGAAUUCAAGAGGCACUGCUGGAAGGAAGAGGGACCCUGUUUCUGUUGAUCACAAACUUGGCAAGCAGAAAGAUCAGAGACACAAAGAAGAACAUCCAUUGAGCCCCUGGAAUCUUCUCCAUUCUGACACAGACCAUAAUUGAUCAGAGGAAGCAUUUCAACUCUUAAAGGUUUUGAUUGCCACUUAGGAAAUGAUUGUUCGGCCUGCUGGGCCUCACAGGACAUAUGCUGUGCUAUCAUUUUUAUGCUCAUCUAUUUUAUUUUUUAUGUUUAUUUAUUAGCCGGCGGUGGGGGGGGGGGGGGAAGGUUGUGGGUAAGCUGUUUGCAAGGUAUUUCUGAAUGUAGGCCAUCUAGAAAGGAAUAAAAUACAGAGCGUAUUUGCAGUUGGGAUGUGUACAUAAAUGCUACCUUUGGAGAGAGAAAGCAACUGAAGAGGAAGGGGAUUUUUGGAGAACUAAAGACAUUUACCAGAGUAUUGACUUUCCAGCUGGCUUUUCCCAUCCUGUUUUACAUCGCUUUUCAUGUUAACAAGUGAAAGCCUAUUGUGAACUGAAUGUCUCAUAUACAGGUAUUUGCUUAUCAAAGCAUUUCCAUCAAGAUCAUAAGAAGAUCCUCUUCUCAAAGGAAAGACGUCACUUGGAAUUUAAUUUUUAGAUUAUUUUAAUUUUUGUUUUCCAUUCAUCCGGAGAGUAUUAUGUAUUUUGUAUUCAAAAUAUACCAUCCGUUGGGGUAUGCCACUUCUACCUAUUUCUGCUUCACACUUACGAAGCCUGAUUUGAUGGACUGUUGAGGAGUAUAGAGUUUAAAAUAUAUUGAUGCGAUUUCUUUUUAGAUCCAGGAUGGGCAAAGCACAGCCUGUCAGCUGGACUGCCAUUCUUAGCACCCCUCACUAUUGGCUAUGUUGGCUAGGGGUUGCUGGGAGUUGGAGUCCCAGUAGCAUUAGGAAUCUGUGUAUGAUUCCCACCCCUGUUUUACAUGAAACUCUGAUAGCUGAACCAUGCUGAGAAUUUCUUAUUGCACUUCUUUGUGUAAUUUGGGUCUUUGUCCAUAAUAUUUUACUUGAUUCUAUUUAUGUCAGUCUGAAAACUCCUCAGGCUCCAUUCUAAAGUUGUCCCAUCCACAAUGUCUUAAAAUGCUUAGCCAGGUAAUUUAUAUGUCAUUCUUAUAGCAGUGUUUCCUGGAUGAAUUUCAGGGUAACAUUUUCCAUCGCACUCUGCCACUGUCAUAACUCUUACUUCUGGGGGAAAAACUACAGUACAGUACUUGAAAAACCACAAAGCAUUAUAAAGUCUCUAUGAACAUCAAAGGUUUCAACAACUCAUUUUAUUUCCUUAAUAAGAGGGGUUCUACUCUGGAUUUCUUGGCAUUAGAGUCAAUAUGGCGCAAGUACGUCUCCUAACAACAUUAUUUUUAGAAGCACGGUUGUUAAAUUCAUUCAAGUAUAAGGAUUCUAUUUUAUUAAUUUGAUAAAAGGAGAGACAAGGAGAUCCGGGAACCUCUCUGUGGUCAUAACAAAAUAUUAAGUUAUAUACUCAAGUUUAUUGGGUCUGGCUCAUAAUUUUCAUACUUUUCAAUACAUUGUAAGCAUUAAGAAAGAAUGUCAUAGAAUGUUGUUAGCAAUCUUUAUUUUUCACAAGACGGAGGGAAUACUUGGAUGACAGCUUAUUUCUUUUAAUAACAGAUCCAGAUAAUAAUAUCCACUUUGUUAGCAAUCUACCAUGCAUAACUGACUGUAGUUGAUAAAAGAACCUUCCUCCAUCACAUCAGAUCAAGGUGCAAGAAAACUGAGGGCAGUGUCAAUGAAUUCAUGCUUAUCUUCUCAGCCAUGGUGGAUAUAUGGCUUAACUAUUUGUGGACAGCAACAGCUUUCUGUUGACAAACUUCAUUGUCAUCCUUAUUUUAUCUUGUCAGUGUUGAUAAUACAUGACUUCUAUGAUCAAGUUAUCAUGACUAUUUUUUUUCUUUCAUUAGUCUUCAACCAUAUAUAGCACUUUGAUACCACUUUAGCUGCCAUGGAUCCAGACUAGAAUUUUGCAAUUUAUAGUUUGGUGAGGCACUUUGAAUUCUCUGCUGUUGGUCAAAGUAGUGCACUGAGCUCACUAAGCAGAGAAUAGAAAGUAUUUUUUGUUGUUAUGUACCUUCAAGUUGUUUCUGACUUAUGGUGACCCUAAAGUGAACCUGUCAUGGGGUUUUAUGGAGUUUGGAGUGUGUGACUUGACCAAAGUCACCAGUGGAUUUCCAUGGCCAAGCAGGGAACCAAACCAGAGUCAUAAUCCAGUGUUCAAGCCACUAUACUACCAUGGUGAUAUUUUUUAUCAAAUUACAGAUCUUAGAAUUCUGUCAGAUGGGGCCAGGAAAGUUAAAGUAUCAAAAUGCUGUAACUGUGCAGUGUGGACACAUUCUUCAUUAAGCCUGCUGCACAUUGUAUUUACCCGUGGGACUUAAAAACAAAUUCCCACAGAAAACAGAGACCAGGAUACCCGAGCAUGGUUUUUUAGAUGUUUUGGAACCUCAUUCCAAGCAUCCUUGAACAAUAGCCAUACUGGGUGGAGCUACAGAAAAUUAUAGUCCAGAAAAGCUGCUUGUAAUGGGAAAUUUAGAUGCUGGUGCUGCUGGGGCUCUAAUGCCAAGAAAUAUCUUUGUAGUAUAUGCUGGGUUAUUAGAGGCCAUGUCUGGACUGCUUGAUACUUGGAGAACAACACAUUCAUGGUACGAUCUUGUGCACAUUUGCCUAUCAAUGGAAUGUACUACUGGUAACCAUGUAUAACAUUGUACACUUAGGUUCAAAUCCUAAAUCAUGUUUAUUGUUUAAUUAAGGCUACACUAUUUUAUUAUCUGGGAGUAAGCAUCAUUGUCCUCUAUGAGUCUUAUACUUGUAUAACCAUGCGGAAGACUAAAUUCAUUUGUACCUAGUCGCUUUAUCUCCAAGUAAAUCCUUGCCAUGGAUUAUGGCUGUAUAUCCCACUUGGGAUUUGUAAGCAAUGUAAUAAGAAAUCCUCAUUGCAAGGGAACAUGGCUAUAAAUAAUAGAAGGCUGAGAGUGGCAUAUUGGAAGUCAGGUUGUUAUUACAGUUUGGAAGGAAUAGCAUUCCAAGUUAAUUAGGCCUCUUAUGAGAAUAUUUAUUAAGCGAAAAGUGGUCAGCUGAGAUUACAGUCUGUAUCUUCAUUCAAGAGUGGUGCCAUAUGUGCAGACUUAAAGGCCAUAAUCUAGCAAGGAUAUGUGGCAUAUGGUGAUAUAGCCGCAAUGUAUGGUUUUGCACAUGUUCUUUUAUGUUUUUCCACAAUGCAGAGACCUAAACAAUUAAACUCAGAUACAAUGACUCCUUGCCAAUAUGCUUCCAUGUUGGAGCUUUACAUGUUUUAAUCAAAUGGGUAUUGGUGAAGAAUAAGAUGUAUCCUGCUUUAUUAUUUGCUUCUCGACAGUGCAUGUAAGAAACUGUUUUCAAUUUUAGAAGAAGGAAAAAUCAGCCCUGUGCUUUCUCUGUUACAUGUUGGAAGUCAUUUUUUUCUGCCCAACACAAAACAUCUUUUUUGUUUUGUUUGUUUGUUUAAACUUCAAGAUUUGUGAAUUCUGGCUUCUGCAAAAUAGCUGCAGCGACAUACCAAAACCUUUCUGGCAUAUUGUGAACUGAAACAAGUGUCACCAAACCAAUGUGUGUAAAUAUGAUUCGAAUACUUUCAGAGAAAUGUGAUUUAUUUUUCAAUAUGCAUUCCAUUUCAAAUAAAGAAGUAUCUAUUGA
Sceloporus undulatus (fence lizard) is the source of this 4784-nucleotide messenger RNA. It is a transcript of the gene PHLDA1, whose product is annotated as pleckstrin homology like domain family A member 1. Bases 525 to 1031 code for a protein of 168 amino acids. The transcript is spliced from 2 exons. The record is from RefSeq and is a predicted model, not a curated record. Gene Ontology annotation, molecular function: phosphatidylinositol phosphate binding. Gene Ontology annotation, biological process: positive regulation of apoptotic process. Lineage: Eukaryota; Metazoa; Chordata; Lepidosauria; Squamata; Phrynosomatidae.